Molecule: messenger RNA, 441 nt
Organism: Tetrahymena thermophila SB210
Lineage: Eukaryota; Ciliophora; Oligohymenophorea; Hymenostomatida; Tetrahymenidae
Exons: 1
Source: RefSeq, a predicted model, not a curated record
AUGUAUGCAAAUACUUAGUUAAGUAUUGUAAGUCAUAAAUAUAUUAUAUUUAUUUCAAAAAAAAUUCAAGUUUUUUAAUGCUUACUCGCUCUUCCUGAUCAAUAUCAUACGAAUCCUUGUAUUAUGCUUCAUAUAAACCAAAAUAAACAAAUGAAGCAGAGGUUAUCCUUUUUUCAAAUUUACUUAUUUCUUCAAUAAAAUUUUUGUAUAAUUAUUCCCAUUAAUUGUCUCCCUCAUAAUUGUACAAUUAUCUAUAAUGCUAGUGGAGGUUAUAAAUGUAAUUUGAAAGACCACUUUUUGUGCUAUUUGGUCCAGUUAAUCCCCAACUAGUUAAAUUACUUUCGAAUUCUUCUAAGUUUUUCAUACUGUUUAGAGAAUCUUAGAUUAAAUCGAUUCCUAUUUAUGAUAAAUUUUUAGCGAUCCUUCCAAGUGGAUAAGUGA